Nicotiana tabacum (common tobacco) is the source of this 3039-nucleotide messenger RNA. The record is from RefSeq and is a predicted model, not a curated record. NCBI's taxonomy places the organism in Eukaryota, Viridiplantae, Streptophyta, Magnoliopsida, Solanales, Solanaceae.
CUUCCGAGUCAAAAAGGGCCAAAUAUUCCCCGAUCCACGUCUACUCCCACGCGCCACCCUCAACACGUGGGUCACAUCUGCAAAGACCAAGCAAAUGUCAACGUUCCGACCAAAUCGAAAUUACGGCCGUCAUUCUCUUCCCUUCUUCUCAGUGACAAAAUCCUAGCCCUCAAUUCCGCCGUGGCCAGCACGCGACUCGCAUUUUCGCCUCUCCUCCUCUUACCGACCACUAUUCUUCUCCGAUAUUAGGAAAAACAAAAUGAGCGAUUUGCAGUAAACACUAAAAUCUUAGUGAGAGAGAGCAGCUGAUUGAUAGAGAGAGAAAGUGCGUGGGUGAAGAUUUGCCAAAAGUAUGUGUUCAUUAUUGUGAUUCAGUUUAAACCCUAAAUCUCGGAUAAAAUUGAUGUAGUUUGCAUAAAUCCGUUUUGUUUUGGGGCAUCUAUGAGUAUUUACGGCUUAUAAAGUUCUCAACUUGCGAGUGUGUAAAGAUUUGUUUCUCGUUGUUUUGAGCUAUAUGUUUGUGCUAUGAAAUCAUAUCGUCUCUAACGGCUGUUUGCUUAGGGUUUCUAUCUCGUUUCAUAUACUAGUGCGUGUGCUUCUACGUGUUGUUUGUCUACAAUAAGCUUGCUUGAGAGGUAAUUCUGUGUUUUUAUCAGUACAUAUACUAGAGUGUGUGUGUGCGCGCGCACACACUACGUGUUCUUUGUGUAAAAUUAGCUUGAUUGAGAAGAAAUGCAGUGUUUUUCUUAUCAGUACAUAUACAAGUGUGUGUGCGCGCGCGUACGCUUCUACUUUGUUCUUUGUGUAAAAUAAGCUUGUUGAGAGGAAAUUCUGUACUAUUUUUUAUCAGUAGGGAUUUAGUUUUUUCUUAAGCAGUAGGAAUUUGGUGAUGACAAAUUACUCAAUUUGUUGAAGAGCAAGUUAAUUGACAAGUAUUUAUGCAACUGCUUUUUUCAUACCUAUUCAAUUAGGGUUUUGUUGUUGAAUGUAUGACUUCGGGAACAAUGGCGAAUGAUGAAAAUGGAGGAUCGAAAGAGCAGCAGAGGUUGACUGAAAGCAAAGUCUACAGACGGAAGUCAUUUAAAGGGUUAAAUAAUAUAGGGAAAACAGCUCUGGAAGAUGGCAAUUCGUCUAAAAAAAUAGUUGGUUUUUGCUUAGAUGCUGCCUCAGAAGGUUCUUCGAGUCUGAACCGUUUCUUAACAUUAGAGAAUACCGGAAUAUUGGCAGGUAAUGGCCAAGAGAAUAGUGCUAGAAUCAAUUUAGCGUUUAAGUCCAAGCGUGAGAUGAGAGAGCUAAGAAGGAAGCUGCAGAGUGAGUUGGAUUUGGUUCAGAGUUUGGUGAAGAAGAUCGAGAGGAAAGAUGCACAGAAGAUCGGCACUGGAAUUGAUAAGGAUAGUGGGGUACGACAGGUACAUUCAGAUGUCUCACAAAUGGGGCAACAGCUUGAGUCCAGGCCUUUGAAUCAGUUAAGCGUAUCCGUCUUGGAGAACAGCCAUGGCGUGGUUGAUAAUGCGGAGAAAGAGAAGAGGACACCAAAGGCAAACAAAUUUUAUAGGAACUCAGAUUUCUUAUUAGCUAAAGAUAAGUUUUCCCCAGCUGAAAGCAACAAGAAGUCGAAAUCAAAUGCAAAGAAAGUGAGUGGGCCAGAAUCGGUACAUGGUAUGGGCCAGGGGAAGUUCUCAAAUCAAAUACUCAAGAAUUGUCGUGCUUUGCUUGAAAGAUUGAUGAAGCACAAGCAUGGUUGGGUGUUUAACCAGCCUGUUGAUACAAAGGGUCUUGGUUUACAUGACUAUUUUGACAUUAUUAAGAAUCCAAUGGAUUUGGGAACCGUGAAGUCCAGGCUGGAUACAAAUUGCUACAAGUCUCCUAAAGACUUUGCCGAGGAUGUGAGACUUACGUUUCAAAAUGCUAUGACGUAUAAUCCAAAGGGCCAAGAUGUUCAUAUGAUGGCCGAGCAACUUUCCAAGAUAUUUGAGGAAAAGUGGGCCACUAUAGAGGCUGAUUAUAUGCGCGAGUUGAGAUUGACAAUGGACUCUGAGGUGAGUUUGCAGACUCCUAAAUCUAAGAAGCCUCAUUCCCAACCAUUGCCACCCCCUGUAAUGAGGAGGACUUUAGACAGGUCAGAAUCAACAUCCAAUCCCUUUGAUUUGAAGACUAAAGCUGUCGCUCUCCCCCAAUCCGGAAGGACCCCUGUACCAAAGAAGCCGAAAGCAAAGGAUCCCAAUAAAAGAGAGAUGACAUAUGAUGAAAAGCAAAAGCUUAGCACAAGCCUACAGAAUUUACCUUCUGGAAAACUUGAACAGGUAGUACAGAUCAUCAAAAAGAGGAAUUCAUCUCUUUGCCAACAGGAUGAUGAGAUUGAAGUGGAUAUUGAUAGUGUUGAUACUGAGACCCUAUGGGAGCUCGACAGGUUUGUUACCAAUUACAAGAAGAGCUUGAGCAAGAACAAAAGAAAAGCUGGACUUGCAGAUCAAGGAAAAAGUGAAGCUGAGAAGAAUGUCCAGGAGAAGAAUGCUAACCCAGUUGUGGUAGAAAUUCCAAAAGAAAGCAAAGCAGUAGAAGAGAAAGGCACUUCCUCCAAUCCUGCUCAAAUGGAAAAUGUUAGUCAAGCAAGCAGCUGUAGCACUGACUCAGUGUCAUCAUCAAGUGAUUCUGAUAGCGAAAACUCUUCAGUAGGUGGAUCUGAUGCAGAUCAUUCACCAAAGAGUUGAUUCUGUUGUCCAGAUAUAAUGUUCUCUCUUUCAAAGUCUUAUGAUUUCAAGUUCUACGAGCAUACUGAUGUCGUCCUUCAAUUAAGAGGGUGCUGUUGGUGGUAAUGGCAUAUGCUGUCUGGUCUCAAAUUGUAUAAUAGUAGCCUGUAGUUUGUAGCUUAUGUACAUUCGCUUGUGGAUCUCUAAUUUGUGCAGUUUGAAGUCAUAUUUUUCUAGUGAUUGGAUCACUUGAAUGUGGUAGAACUUUAUCUGUCCUACUCGUAACAUUAAAGAUGCUCUGUACAUAUGUUAAUAAAGUAGUAAUAAGUCAAUCAGGACAAUUAACUAA